Messenger RNA from Sparassis crispa, 654 nucleotides. RefSeq lists its product as hypothetical. The record is from RefSeq and is a predicted model, not a curated record. NCBI's taxonomy places the organism in Eukaryota, Fungi, Basidiomycota, Agaricomycetes, Polyporales, Sparassidaceae. Bases 1 to 654 code for a protein of 217 amino acids. The transcript has a single exon.
AUGGCGCAGGCUCCGAAUGCUCGUUGGUUCAUCAAUCGUUUUAAGCAGUCACUGGAUCCCCCUCAGACCUACGAGAAUUCCCUAUAUGGCCCUUUGAAUGUGAUUUUCAUGGAUAUUUUCCCUCCUUCUCGGGAAUUUCUAGUGUCACCGCAGGCACUACUGCAGGAAGUGGUAGGUCCAACACCCAUGAACGUUGUAGCGCAAUUGCCGCCCUCUGCCAGUCAUCAUCAAUCAGCACACCACGCUGUUCCCGUCUCGUCAGCUCCUGCAGCUAGCUCGGCUGCCCCAGAGCCAUCAUAUGACGACCUGGAUCUGCCGCAAGGUGAAGUUCUGUUGAAGAAUUGGAUCCCGGACUUCGUGAUUUCGAAAGGCAGUGAAGCCAUGGGUAUGACAUUCGACCUCACUCUCACCUUGAUCGAGGUGAAACGCCAUGAUAAACAGCGGGAAACAUACGUGCAGCAGGUUUUGAGUUACCUGAAUGCUCUGCAGAUCGGAGAGUGUAGCGACAGGUUUAUCGCCUACUUGAUAAUGAGUACAGACACUCUUGUCUGGCAGAGUGAAGCACGAGGUGCCAACCAGACGCAUGUCCAAGAAUCUGCCACUAUUGCAACUGGAGGGGAGGCAUUCUUAUACCGUCUCAAAGCUCUCCAUUGA